UGAGGGAGGAGACCACCAGUGUCAACAUUGGAGACGGCGCAACAAAUCUGUCAAUCGAGUGAUCCGCUGCGGACUGAAGAACACCAUCAUUUGUCGAAAAAGGAGCAUAUCUCAUCAAAAACACAACUUCAGCACAUAUAAAGGGAUCCUCUCCCGGACACCGCUGCUGGCUGAUCUCGGAUCGUCGGCAGUGCGUCGGUAUCGUCGGCAGUGCGUCGGUGUCGUCGCGUCGGCGCCGCCCCGCGAGCCCGUCCCUCCGCGGUGGGCGGUCCGACAGCAGUUCGCGCAGUGGCCGCAGCGCGGCGCUACCGUCGCAGCCGGCCGGUAUCUGCCCUGAGUUGUCCUCCGGCUGGGGAAGGGCGCUGGUCCAGGCCGCUUUAUCUGGUCACAGCCGGGAUGGCUGCCCAGCGCCUGGAGUCGGAGGGUAGCCUGCUGGCCACGGAGGCUCCCAACGUGCUGUGCACGCGGCUGCCGGGCCACUGGCGCUCCAACAAGACGCUACCGACGUGUUUCCGCGUGGUGUCACUAGAUGGCAUUAGUGACGGCACGGAGGUCAUCCUGCGGGCUGGCAAUGAGGACAAUCCGUGUGCCGAGGUCCGUAACAACCGGGCCGUCAUGAAGGGUCAGGUGGCCAAGUUCUCCGACCUGAGGUUCGUCGGCAGAAGCGGUAGAGGGAAGCAGCUCAACGUGAGCAUCACGCUGAUUACCAAGCCGAUGCAGGUGGUGAUGAUCGGCAGGGCGAUCAAGGUCACCGUGGACGGACCCAGGGACCCGCGCAACAAGUCACGUUGCGACUUCUACCCUGGCCUGGGCUUCCCGAACCCGUGGCUGGAACAUCGUCUGGCAGGUCACCUGCCCGCUGGCUGCCGCCUGGUUACCUGGCUUCCCGGGCCACCCGGCGGCCGACCCACGCCUCAGCGAGGUGGUCUGGCCCGCUCGCCGCUGACCUGCCUGUCCAGCCGGGCGCCGCUGCUGACCAGCGCCCCACUCCCUCCCCCCGCCGGGGGAUACGGGGCGCCGGGGCCGCGGUCCGCCUUCCACGCCGUGGCGCGGCCGGCCGCCGAGCCGGGAUGGUCGCCGCUGGGCGCUCUGCUGGGUGCCAUGUCCGCCCAGCGGCUGCUGGCCAGCAGUGGGGGCGCGGCGGGUCAGCAGGGGGUCGGAGGGGGCCGACUCGCCCUGUGCCGCCAGCCCGCGGUCACCGCCGACGGCUGA
Messenger RNA from Amphibalanus amphitrite, 1212 nucleotides. RefSeq names its product runt-related transcription factor 3-like. Gene Ontology annotation, molecular function: RNA polymerase II cis-regulatory region sequence-specific DNA binding; ATP binding; DNA-binding transcription factor activity, RNA polymerase II-specific. The record is from RefSeq and is a predicted model, not a curated record. Gene Ontology annotation, biological process: regulation of DNA-templated transcription. Lineage: Eukaryota; Metazoa; Arthropoda; Thecostraca; Balanomorpha; Balanidae. Gene Ontology annotation, cellular component: nucleus. The transcript has 5 exons. The coding region runs from base 397 to 1212 and encodes 271 amino acids.